ACAAUGAAUAGGGUGAGGCUGUCCACAGAGACUCACAAGAGUGUGAAACAAAGAGGAAGGACACAUUAUGACUGAGCUGCGGUGGAUCUCAGAGCUUCUGUAACUGAACGGACAAUGAAGGCGAGCCCGGCCUGGAUUCUUAUUUUCUUUCAGCUGUUCGAAGCCAACGCAGAGGUGAUCUUAAAACGUCUGAUGGAGGGUCAGGCUGUGGUGAUCUCCUGCUCCCCUUGGCAGGCCCACGGAGGCCUGACGGGCCUCCACCUGUACCACCGCGGUGUCCAGAGCCAGACAACCCUGGUGUCCGUGACAGAGGCCGGUGAGGUCACGGUCGCCACGGAUCACAGAGCUCGCCUGGUGCUCCGUGGAGGCCUGAGCUCCAUGAAGGUCAACGUGACCAUUUCUCGCUUAGAGCUGAGCGACACAGGGCUGUACAUGUGGGAUCUGAGCUACAGAGACACUAACAGCUCUGAUCAGAUGAUCCUCUGCGCUCAGAAGACCUUCGUGCUGGUUGAGGAGGCAGGGAGGCCGUGCCACUGCUCUCCUGGUUACGCCCCUCUACUCUGGACCAUCUUCACAGCAGCAGGGCUUCUUCUGCUGACCCUCACCUGGCUGGCCAUCCAGAAAUGUGUGAAGUUGAGGUCUCAUCGCAAACCACAACCUCACGCUCCGAUCUAUGAGGAAAUGGGCAGGAAGCAGCAUCAGCAGAGCCCCAGAGGCCCCCAGAAUAACCACGAGGCUCCCUCGCACCUGGAGGAAGUCAACUUCCCCGUGUACGCUAACCCAAACAUCCGACAUCUUCAGGACAACUACUACGCCUGUCCCAGACAGCUCAAACUGAGAGACUGACACCAUCGGGCCAACGGUGCUGCGAGCCGUAACAGGAAAUAACGCGUUUGCAAAAAUACAAGCGCUGCACACGCUCUGAUGGUGAUUUGCAUUCAGGAUACGAAAGGAUGAAGAAAUAAGAACCCAAGAGCACAAAC
Molecule: messenger RNA, 983 nt
Organism: Neolamprologus brichardi
Lineage: Eukaryota; Metazoa; Chordata; Actinopteri; Cichliformes; Cichlidae
Biological process (GO): adaptive immune response
Cellular component (GO): membrane
Molecular function (GO): signaling receptor activity
Source: RefSeq, a predicted model, not a curated record